This is a messenger RNA of Athalia rosae (coleseed sawfly), 2454 nucleotides long. RefSeq lists its product as uncharacterized. The transcript has 2 exons. NCBI's taxonomy places the organism in Eukaryota, Metazoa, Arthropoda, Insecta, Hymenoptera, Athaliidae. The record is from RefSeq and is a predicted model, not a curated record. Bases 1 to 1092 code for a protein of 363 amino acids.
AUGUACCAGUUGGGAAUCAGCGCAGCGACCGCGGAGGCCCCUUGCACCAGGAUGUCGAUUACGCUAGGGGCGAACAGGUGGGCCUCGAGGAUCGUCGUCGUUCUCCAAUUGGCUGCCUGGAGCGCAGUGGGGAUGGUUCUCCUCCAGAAGGGGGUUUCCUCGUUGCAAAAAACCGCCGAGGCAAGGAACGCCACCAAGUACAACGAUCCGCAGGUGAACUUUACCGAAACCGUGGUCGACGCCGAGGUGAGAAGAAUUUUCGGUGAAGACGAUCGCGUCGCCGCUCACAGUUCGGCGUUGCGCUUCGGAUCGAGCAACGAUCGCGAGGAGGUGGAAUCCGAUCGUCUCGACGAGCCUUCUCCGUUGGAGAAGAAUCCGCACGAGACGGGAUUUCUCGGUGACGCCGAGUGGGAAGAAGUUUUCGGUAUAUCCUCCGACCUGAAAAAGAGGCAUUCCACCUCCGGAGAACAGGAACAUGCGGCGAACACCGUGUCGCCGUUAUCGACGUCGCGGUCCUCGAACCAUUUUUCGGGAAGUUCCAAGUUGGACGAAUUCGACGCACCGUCCCCGAGAAUCGGGAGCGGCGCGGUCGGCGGGUCGGGAAAAAAUUCCUUACCUGAUUUUCCAGACUCCUUAUUGGGCCCCGAGGAGGAACCGGUGGACCAGGACAAAGAGGACGGAGAUUCCACCACAACUUUGGGAACGGAUCCGAUGGCUCCGUACGAGAAAUACGACAACACGUUGGAGGCAAAAAAUAAGAUGAAAAUGUCGAACCUGAGCGGCGGUGGAGCUGCCGCCGCGGUAGCUAUGGUCGCUGUUGGCGCCGUUAUGCUGGUGUUGGGACCCGCGGUCAUCGUACUCAGGGCUCUGGACGAAAGGAGGCAGGAAAGAAGGUUCCUAAAAUUAUCCGGACAGGACGAUCUUCCCCCGAGUUACGAACAGGCCACCCUCAUGGACGAGGCCCCGAGAUAUUCGACUCUCAGUCUCAACACGAUCGGUGGAACGUCCCAGCAACUGGGAACGGCAGUUGCCCACACAGUGACGACGACUGUUCCAAUUAACGACUCUGUCAACAGGAUUCAAGAGGUCUGAUAUUACAUUUAUAUUGACAAAUGUCUUAUCUCGAAAAUACAGACCGGGAGAACAAUGUUUAUACGGAGAAAAAAACAUACAGUAUAGUAUAUUAACGAGGAAAACCGCGAUCAGAAUUAAUUAUCGCGCAUGGCUAGUCUUGCGUUUUCCCAUACAUGCUGCUCUACGCAUCAGACUGUAACAAAUGGCAAUGAUGUUGAUCCGCAAACUCGGCUGUACAAUACCGCGGCUAUAAAAUCUUGUUGUUAGCCGUGCGAAUUUCAGUGACUCAACCAUUAGUGUGUAUUUAUACGGGGCACUGAAGUGGCUAAUCCCCGCGACAGAAAUGAAUUAACAAAAAAUAACAUAAUACAAAAGACGAAGAAUGAGACUCGAACAUGGCGCAAGGAUAAUUCAACUGACCAUAGAUUUUGAAUUCGGAUCGUCACUUCCUUACGUGUGAUUGAGAACAAAUAUUUUAAGAAUCGUCGUUUCACCUCUGACUGCUAGAUGUUACAUGUAUUUAGUUAUUCAGUAGCUGCUAACUUGUGAUAAUUAUUAUAGCAAUUCAAUGUGAAUUUAUAUAAUGUAUAAUGUCUGUACUAUACAUAUUUUUAACCACACGUUCGACAAAAACGGUUAUAAUAAUACUUUUAAAAAGCCGAAGACUACGCAAUAGACUGCCCCAAUGGAAGAAAAAAAGAUCACAUGAAACAAAACGAAUAAAAUUAUCAAGUAAAAGAAAUAAAAGUAUGUGUAUAAUGUAUAUACAAUAGAUUCUAAUCAAAUAUGCAAGUGAUAUUUAGGUAUGCGUUAAUGAAAAAAUAUAAUAUAAUACAUAUAACAGGAGUGACGGUAAAAAACCAAGAAAACUAAACUACACGCGAGAAAUUAACGGAAAAAUAUAGCGAGUAAAUAAAUAACUGAAUAACCCUUUGGAUGUAGGCUAAUAAAUAUGAAGUUAAGAAUUUAUGGGAUAACGCGGGGGCGGAUUGGCGCGUAAAUUGGUUCUAAUUGACCGCAACGUGUAUAAUGUGACCUCAACCAGUUGCCGAAUCUGCUAUAGCUACUAUACUGCAGUAACGCAUGGCAAAGUUAAUGUCGCGUGCCCUAAAAUACCGUCUAUACGGUGUGGCUAAAAUAAUUAUAGUGAGCUGUCGGGCGUUUGAUAGAAGAAAGGCAAAACUCUGGUUAUGAAUAGUUCUACGUAUACUUUUGAUAUUAUUAUACCUAUACCUUGAAGCAAUGUAAAUAAAUAAAGGUAUAUAAGUAUUUCAAUUUUUUAUAAUGACUGUGAAUUGUAUUAUAGCGUACUUGUAUUAUAUUUGUAGAUGUAAUGUAUAAUAAAACCGUACGUAUGAAAAAAUACGAACUCUCAAACGA